AGUUUGACCACGCCCUGGAUAAACUGGAUUUUGUCUGUGUGGGAGCGUUUUUCACCUUUUUACGCUCCUCCACCUUCAUUCCAUUCCUCAGUUUUUAUGGAUUUCGAAGAGGAACCGCAAGCAAAAACAGACCCAGAACGGAUAUCUAUCUCGAUCGUGCAGACUCCUGGUCGUUUCCGCAGAGCUAUCCCUUGUAUGCCACUUUGUUUGGCGGUACUGUGCUGCUUUUUUAACUUCAUCAUUCCAGGCUUAGGGACUACGAUUGCAGCAUUUUCUGUGUGGUGCUGUUCUGAUCCCACUUGUGAGACGAAGUUUGACUCAUUCUGCACUAAUCUUCUGGCUGCUCUAUUCCAGUUUAUUACAUGUCCAUUCAUCGUUGGCUUCGUAUGGUCUAUCAUAUGGGGAGUGCUGUUCAUCCAGAUUGCUCGAAAAUGGUUCAUUUCAUCAAUCGACAAUCGGUACUCGAUGCUCGACGUCUGCCCAUGUUCCCGAUGGUAGCAUAGUAUUCAAUUUCCUCAGGGUUUCGUUUCUGCGCUUUGCGUGCAAAUGUGUUGUUGUUCUGUCUAGCGGUUCUGAACCAAGUACUUGUCGUAUAGGAGCUAAAGUUCUCUAAGAGAACGAUUUCGUCACAAAUGUAAUGCUGGUGGAAAUGUUUUAGACUCAAAAUCCUGCUCAGACUAGGUUGUUGCCCUACAGUUUAAUUUUGUUUCAACUGACCUAUUUGUAUCCGUCAAAUUAUGCAACCGAAAUUCUAUUGUCGUGUCUCCAGCAUGCAAGUCAAUAUUGCUCAAUUCAAAUGCA
Molecule: messenger RNA, 801 nt
Organism: Cylicocyclus nassatus
Lineage: Eukaryota; Metazoa; Nematoda; Chromadorea; Rhabditida; Strongylidae
Source: the annotation of a GenBank genome assembly